GUUUGCUAAACUAUGUCUCAUUAAGAACUGACUCUUAUUUUCAAGAAACGAAACAUUUUGCUUUCACGCAACUAAAUACAAGUGUACACAAGAUCUUUAGCCAUAGAGAUCAACUAUGUGAAAGUACCAAAUGCAGUAAAAAACGACAGCAAUCGAGCUGUAGUGCUAGAUUGCAACUAUUCUAUUCGACCCGACGACACAGAGCUUGUAGUACAAUGGUAUCUAAACGAGGACUUGGUUUAUCAAUGGAUUCCUCCAAAUAAGCCUCAAAGUCUCGGAUUACUAAAGGAUGGAGUCGAUUUAGCGUACAGAGCAACAGAUGAUCCUAACACGGUUUAUCGAGCAAUGAAGAUUAUGAAUCCAACAACAAAUAUUGCGGGAGAAUACAAAUGUUUGGUAUCCACUCUAGGUGAUCACGAUUCCAGAAUGAAGAACAUGAUUGUUUUCGAGCCUGAAACACAACUAACAAUAAAAAAAAGUAUGGACGAUAAAUACGUGAAUUUCACAUGUUUAGCGAAUGAUCUUUACCCGUCACCAAAGUUGCUGCUUUACAAAGGUGCGAAAAACGAUUUUCACUCUAGGAUGCGGCUCUCUAUUACCGAAUGGGAUAUAAAACGAAAUCCCGAUAAUCGCAAGUACACCAUGUUCAUUGUAGGUACUGAUAAAAUCUCUGAACUUGAUCCAGGAACCCUGAUUCAUUGCGAACUAAAAAUUCCAGGAACUGGAUAUGUGAAGCUGAAAAGUUUCCUAUAUUAUCCUCAAUCUGACCAGUUGGGUAAUGGUAAGUAUAAUUAAAGUUACAAAACUGAAACUAUAACUAUAUUAAAGUAAAACAUAUAUUGAUAAUUUAGCCAAGUAACAAUUUAUCUAUUGCAUUAGUUACUUGAGACAAUACAGGUAUAAUGAAAUUACAAUUAGUGAAAGCAUUUUUUUGUUUUGGGGGUCAUCAUUAAAUAACAACUUUUUGAAAUAUUCUACUACACUGACAAUAUAAUUUAAUGAAUUGUGUUUAUUUCAGGUUGCGGCUAUCAAAAUACCUUACAUAUUAUUUUUAAUAUAGUUCAAAGUUUUAUAAUCGCAUUACUAGAUGUUACUUUGAUAUAGAUUCCAACGUCUGACACCAAAACAUUCCUGUUCCAAAUAAAUACUAUUUCAUUUGCUCUUCGCCCAAGUACAUUUAAACAUUUUUAGCAUAACACAUAUAAUUAAAACAAUAAAUAUUAUUGUUAUAUUGAAUAAUGGAAAUAAAUCUUUACUUUCAUUGAACAACAUAACAAAACAGUAUUCAAACGAAUGUAUCGAGCAUAAUUUAGCAUACGUAAUUGGCUUUAAAAAUAAUUCGUGUUAUAAUAUAGUUAAGUGUGUAGUAGUAAGUAAGAUACCAGAUUAACAUUUGAAUUUGAACUGUUCUCUUUUUGUAAAUUAAGUCUAUCGUAAAGAGUAGAUUAAUUCCUUUUUCUAACGCCCUUUUUAAGUUAAACUAUUUAAUAACAAAUACUAUAUUAUGAGUAUA
Messenger RNA from Dendroctonus ponderosae (mountain pine beetle), 1513 nucleotides. RefSeq lists its product as uncharacterized. The record is from RefSeq and is a predicted model, not a curated record. Lineage: Eukaryota; Metazoa; Arthropoda; Insecta; Coleoptera; Curculionidae. Bases 346 to 795 code for a protein of 149 amino acids. The transcript is spliced from 6 exons.